UGUUUAACUAGACAGUUUGAGAUUUAUAAAUGAUCUUGAUGCCAGACGACCUGUAAUGUGAUAAAUAGCUAAAUUCUAGUAUUGUCAGCUGGCGAAAUCAUCUGUGGAUCAGCGCAUAAGCGUUGCGAUUUGCAUCCGUCAUCUUCAUUUUGUUUAGUGAAUUAUCAUAGUAAUUCUAUUUUCAUAAGAAUGAACUCAGAGGAAUUAAGUCUCUCAAGUCUAUCAGAUGAAGAUCCAAAAUUAGCUGAUGAUGAGAGGUCAAGGUCCAGGUCCAAAGAACAUCGUCACAAGCACAAAAAGAAGCACAAACGUCAUUCUCAUAAACAUAAGCACAGACAUAAGUCUUCAUCAAGAAAAGAUAGGAAACACAAGAAACACAGAUCAAGACACAGGAGAAAAGACUCCAGUAGCUCAGAGUCUCAGGACGAAGAUGUUGAAAUUAUUGACGAACUCUUGGAAUCCGGACUAGGCGAUUUGGAUGAUGUGGAGCCUCAUAGCCAAGCCCUAGAAACCAGAGGUAGAGAUGUGGAAAUUUUACGUUCCUCAACUGGUAAUGGUGUUCUAGAAUCCAUGAAAAUUGUUGUCAACAAUCAAAAUGGCAGUAAAAAUGACGAGUUUACUACUAAUAUUAUAAGCAGUGAAGAGCAAGAGGUCAGUGAAGAUGCUUCGAGAGAUGCUAUCCGUAAAGCAGAUGACAUGUGCAUGGAUUCAUCAGACUACCUCUACAUAGGUGAAGACCUUAACCUGGAAGAGCUUAUGAAACAGAAGGCAGCCCUUCAAGCAUGCCUUGGGGCAUACAUGAGUGAUGUAGAUGACGACGACAAAGAAGUUGUUGUACAGAAGCCAGUAGUAGUAGAGGAAGAGGAAGGUGAAGAGGAGGAUGAUGAUGUUCAGAUUACCAAGGUGUCCAGAGAGGAGGUUGUGACUGUUGAGGAUUCUGAUAAUGAAGAAGUAAAGAAAAAAGAAAGGAAAAAGGACCGGGAACCCAAACCCAAAAAGAGAAAGCGAAGCAGGUCAAGAAGUGAGGCUGAGGAUAAGGAGAAAAGAUCUCGCCGUGAAAAAGAGAGGCGAGACAAAGACCGCCAUGAUGAAAAGCCAAGUCGGAGAGAGGUUGGUCAUCGAAAGGAACAAGAUGCUUCAUCAAGGGAAAGGUCUAGAUCUCGGGCAGAGGAACAACAGCGCCGAGACCGCAGCAGGGAUAGGAGUCGUGAAAGAAGGGAGAAAGAGAGGAUAAUGCGUGAAAGGGGAAAGUUACAACAAGAACGCGAACAAAGAGAACGGGAAUGGAAAGAACGUGAGGAAAGGAGAAAAAGGGAUUGGGAGAAAAGAAUGGAAGAAAGGAAAGAGCGAGAAAGGCUUCGGGAGGAGCGUUUACGGGAUAGAGGAGAUAGCAGGGACAGAGACAGAGACAAAGAUAGAGAUCGUCGAAGAGAUGAUGGUUACAGGGAAAGAGAAAGAGAUAGUCAUCGAGAGAAAAGGCAAGACAUUGAAUUUGGACGUAGUCGAGAAAUUGAUCGGGAGAGAGAACGUCAAAAGGAGUUAAUAUUUGGGAAGCCUAAAGAGUCAUCAUCUGACAGUGAAGUAGCUGAUAUAGAUUUUGAAGAAGAUGAAGAGGAAGAAGAGCAGAAAAUUGAAAGAAUGAGAAAACAGCGUGAAGAAUUGUACAAGAAACUAGGAGUUGACAGAGAUUCUUGUCAAGUAACACCAGUUAGUAGUGCAGUGCAGUCACCAGUAAACACACCAAGAGAUUCUCCUAUGCCACAGUCAAGGCCUUCGUCACGAGCAAAGUCUGUUGAUGUUACUGAAAAAUCAAAAUCAAGGUCGGCUUCACCUCAUUCAGAUGGAUCAAGCAGUGCCAAUAGUCAGGAAAGAACUAAAAACAGCAAUAACAAAAAGAGUAGAAGCAAGAGUGGUAGUAGUAGUAGGGAAAGCAGUAGAAGUAGUGAAGAUAAAGAAAAUAAAGCAAGAGAUGGUAAGAGAGACUCCUCUGAUAAAGAAAAGCAGGAUAGUGAAUCAGAAAAAUCUGCCAAGGGUGACAAUGCCAUGUCCAAAGUUGCAUUGAUUGGUGAAAAAGAAAUGAGAAAUGAAGACAUGUUUUCUGAUAUGUUUGGUGACAAUUUUGCGGCUGAUCGUUUGGGUGACAUACACACUCGAGGUAUUGAGAAUCCCAACUUAACAGAUAACUGGGAUGAUGCCGAGGGUUAUUAUCGAGUCCGCAUUGGUGAAGUACUUGAUUCCAGAUACACUGUGUAUGGGUAUACAGGUCAAGGAGUAUUCAGUAAUGUUGUGAGAGGUAGGGAUGCUGCUAGAGCUGGCCAAGAUGUAGCCAUUAAAAUCAUCAGGAACAAUGAAGUUAUGCACAAGACAGGUAAACGUGAAUUGAACAUCUUGAAGACGUUGAAUGAUGCAGAUCCUGAUGACAAAUACCAUUGCCUUCGUUUAUAUCGGCAUUUUUUCCACAAGAAUCAUUUAUGCAUGGUGUUUGAACCUUUGUCAAUGUCAUUAAGAGAAGUUUUGAAGAAGUAUGGAAAAGAUGUAGGUCUUCAUGUGAAGGCUGUCAGAUCUUACACCCACCAACUCUUUUGUGCUCUUAAACUUCUGCGGAAGUGUAACAUUCUUCAUGCUGAUGUCAAGCCUGAUAACAUUUUGGUAAAUGAAAAGAAGCUUGUUUUGAAGUUGUGUGAUUUUGGAUCUGCAUCAAAGGUGACAGAAAAUGAAAUCACACCAUAUCUUGUUGCCAGGUUCUACAGAGCUCCUGAAAUUAUUCUUGGUAUGACUUACGACUUUGGUAUAGAUUUAUGGUCUGCUGCAUGCACUAUUUAUGAACUGUAUACUGGAAAGAUCAUGUUCCCAGGGAAAACUAAUAAUCAGAUGCUGAAGUUGUUCAUGGACUUGAAAGGAAAAAUGCCAAAUAAAGUAAUUAGGAGGGGUGCAUUUAAAGAUCAACAUUUUGAUAAUGCAUGUAACUUUCUGUACAGAGAUGUCGACAAAGUUACAGAGAAAGAAAAGAUUGUAGCUAUGGCAACAAUAAACCCUACUAGAAAUUUACAGUUGGAGCUCCUAGGUGAGGGAAACCUUCCUGAAGAUCAUGCAAGAAAAGUUACCCAAUUAAAAGAUUUGAUGGAGAGGUGCCUGAUGUUAGAUCCUGCCAAGCGUGCUACUAUAGACAAUUGUUUAAUGCACCAGUUUAUAAGGGAGAAAAUGUAGAUCUCAUAGAAGCUUUGGUUGUGAUGCCAGUGGUUAAAAAGAUUGGACAUGUGUACUAACGCAUUAUGUAGUUAUUCAGUAGUGGUUGAUAUGUAUUACAUAUAAAAAUAUAAAAUUUUCUUUGAUUUGAGAAGCAUAUUUCCUUAAUAUUAUUGUGAUUGUUCCUGAAAAGACUUUAUUUGAUGUUAUAUGUCAUUUUCUAUUUGCAUGUAUAGUAUGUAUUCACAUUGGUAAUCAGGGUCUAUCAAUUGCUCCUUUUUUUCCAUAUUAGUAAUUUUUUUUGAACAAUUACUAUGCUUUUACUUUUUUACUGCAAUUUAUUGUGUAAAAACACCCUAGCAAAGUCACUCAGGAGUAAAAUAUGCUUAUGUCAUUUGAUAUGAUUUGUAAAUAUACAAAUCUAUGACAGAUUACAGUAUUUUCAGGUAAUAUAUGAAAGAGGUCAUGGCCUUUUCUGUAUUUAAGUUAAAAAGGUUGUGCAAGAUAUCACCCCCUCAGAGUCAACAAAAACAGCAAUAAAUUAUCUAGAUUUACUUAGUUUUUGCAGAUUUUUAUGACAUUAAAAGUUAACUCUUUUUGUUGUCAUAAUUUGUGAUAAAUCUCUAAACUAGAUCAUAGUUUAUGAAACUUAGUUUCAUCUUUUAUUUGAAUACGGAUAGCCUUUAGAAGGAAACCAGUUUUAAAUAUCAAUAAACCACCAACUACUUUUAAAUUUCAAUACACCACCAAUUUUAAUUUCUGGUUACAAGAAAUCUUUAAUUAAUUUUUUUUAAAACAUGACAUUCAUGUAGGUAUAAUGAAGUCAAAUGUUAUUAUGUAUUGAUAAUGAAGAUCAUUGAAUAAUUUAACCAAAAUUUAUUGUGGUGUCUGUGUAUCACUGAGGCAAUAAUAUGCUUGAGUUAAUUGUAGUGUAUUUUAUCAAGUACAUGAUUAAAUUAAACAAAAUUUAUAAUAUUCUUUUAAGUAGCAGUGGGAUUUUGAACACCCCCAGAUUAUUUUCAUCAAUGAAAUAUUGGUUUUAUAAAAUUUUUAAGUUGUAUUUUCAGUAUGAUGAUCAUAAAUUUCUCUCUUUAGAGUACUAUAAUACAAUUUGCAUCAUUAAUAAAGAGGAAUAUGAAAGUUUUCACUACAGAAGUAACGUAAAAAAUAUGUUUAUCCUAACCACCCAUUGAGUAUAUCUUGUCAGUGACAGAUAAAGUUUGCAUCAUAAUCUUCUCUAUUGAAAUAUGGCUGGUUGGAUUACGGUGGCCCCAUUUUUACACAGAAAUAGGCUCCAGAACCUACUGCAGAAAUGCAAAAUUCCCCUCUAAAAAUGCUUAUAACUGUCUAAUACCUAUUUUAACAUUUCACUGCAUAAUUUGAUAGUUUUAAAAAAAAUAUAUACCUUAAAUUAUCAUACUAAAAUGGUUUAAUAUUUCAAACAAAAAUAAAUCCCAAAACACCCAAAGUAACCUUACAUUACAGUACUCUCCUACUACUGUUAAGUAGGCUAUAUACACCACUAAAACGCUUAUAACUUGAGACCACUAAAACACUCAUAACUAGAGAGUUCAAAAAAAAAUAUACCUCAAACUAUUAUCUCAGAACACCGUAAUAUCAUUUCAAAGUCAUGUUGCAGAAUGAAGUACCAGCCUACAACUGUUAAUCUCAAGUAUCCCCUAUCAUCCAGAAGCACGUUUUCUUUGCCCUACAGCAUCAUUCUGUGCAUAUGAUAAUGAUAAUGCACUGGGUGUGCAUUUUACAUAUAGUGUUGGGUGUACAUUUUACGCAUAGUACAACUAUUGAUAUUUUCCUGUUAUAAGAUGAUUGUGAAAUGAUAUUUACUGUACAGGUACAUAUUUCAGGAUAGUACUAUUGUAUAGAGCAUAUCUAAAGUACAUGGGUAGUUUAGAACAGCGGCACACAACCUCCAAAGAAAAUGCUCUGUUUAUAUGUCAUGUUAGUAUUUUUGUGAUUACGUACAAAUACAUUUAUGAUAAAAAAAUUAUUUAUACUACAGUAAGUUCUUGGUUUGUCAUUUUGUGGUUAAUCCUCAACACCUCCCAAAAUUUAUUUAAAAAAUUCUUGUGCUAUCAUUCUCUUGAUGACAAUUUUUGUUCUCUCCCUCUCUCUCUUUCAUGGAUACCAGUAUGUACUGUAAUGUACAUAUCCUUUUAAUGAAAAUAAUAUCAAUUACUCUACCAUAAACAUAAAAAUACAUGAAAACAAACAAAUCCAUGAAUUUCACAACAUGAUGGAGGUAUACUAUUGUUGCCACAUUUUUUGCUUGUCUCAUUUAUAGUAUCAUAUUUCAUUACCUAUUUAGUUUACUAUGAUUAGCACACACUAUAACAGUACACAAGAGAAUAUUUUAUCACAGUUGUUUCAUCACAAAUUAAUGUAAAAGUAUUUAAAAAAAAAAAUUUCAUGCAAGAUGGUAAGGACUAACCAUGUUUGUAUUAAAAUAAAUGAUUCCUAAUAAUAUGUACUACUAAUUUUCAAAUAAUAAUAAUAUACUGUAACUGUAUCAUUUAUGAUUUUCUUUAGUAAAGAAUGUGAAAUUGUAAAGAAACCUAAUUCAUGCCCAAUCUUCUCUGAAAGCUGUGAAACAAGGGGGAGGGGGAACCUGUCAAAUAUCUUGUGGUACAGUUUCACCCUCCCACCUCACUCACAGCUUUCAGAGAAGAUUGGGCAUGAAAUAGGUUUCUUUACAAUUUCACACUGUUUACUAUAGAAAUGCAUAAAUGUUUUAUUACAGUAUAUUAUUAUAUGAAAAUUAGUAAGUACUUAUCAUGAGGGAAAUCUCUUUUAAUGAAAAAAUACAGCAAUUAGUAAAUACACAAUGUUGCUCUAUGAAAAAAAAGCAAAUUAGUGAUAAUUUUAGAGAUACAGCCCAAAACCAUUCCACAAGUUAGUGAAAUUUUCCCCACAGACAAGUGAGUGAUGUGUUGAAAAAUCACUUGCAACAAUAUGAAAUGCAGAAACGUGAAAUGCGUAAAAAAGGGGCACUGUAAUCAUUUCAAACAACUCUAGUUACAGUGUAGCAUAUAAAUUAUAGUUUUACAUAGGUGUUAAGUUUUGACCAAAGUUUGUCUUUUCUCCUAUUUGCUAAAAAAAAAAAAUUACUUACUCCAGGUACUCAAUCACUACUUUCACUCAGUACUGUGAAUCAGUUUUUAUUAAAAAGCUGAAAAGGUCAUACCUUCCACAGACAAGAAACUGCUUAUUUGCAGAACUUAGCUGGAAUAUGUAGCCUGAAACUAAAAUAUAUUUCAUUAG
Molecule: messenger RNA, 6465 nt
Organism: Macrobrachium nipponense
Lineage: Eukaryota; Metazoa; Arthropoda; Malacostraca; Decapoda; Palaemonidae
Gene: Prp4k
Product: serine/threonine-protein kinase PRP4 homolog
Exons: 17
Coding region: 190-3207 (1005 amino acids)
Biological process (GO): peptidyl-threonine phosphorylation; peptidyl-serine phosphorylation; mRNA cis splicing, via spliceosome
Molecular function (GO): protein serine/threonine kinase activity; ATP binding
Source: RefSeq, a predicted model, not a curated record